AAAAUUAAAUUACGUUUUUACUUAUAAUCCUAAUUAGUUCUGGAAAGUUAGAGUAAAUUACUUUUUUUGCUUAUAAUAAUACAUAUAGUUUAUCUCGGGAGCCCUAAGAAGAAAAAAAACCCUAGUUUCUGUCGUGGUAAUCAAGCAAUGGAAGAAAGAUUAGGUAAUAAACGGAGGAAGGUUUCUCCGUCGUUGUCCGGCUUAUGGUCGUUGCCAGAUGAUGUGGCGUUGACCAUCCUAUCGCAGGUCUCGAGAUUUGACCGUGGCGCCUUGGCUACAGCCUCCAAGAGCUUCCGCUCUGUAGUAGCUUCCCCUGUGCUCAAUGGCUUGAGAUCCACAGAGGCAUGCUUCUACGUAUGCUUGCGCCUCUUCCCUGGGAAACAGGAACGACUGGUGUUAUAUAGGGAAGCUUUUAUACUGUCGUGGUGAUGGCGGGAGGAUACUGUGGUGUAACCCGGUACCAGGUGCUUGAUUGGAAAGAAGUAAAAGGUUUGGAGCAAGAGCUGCAGCGGCCGUGGAGACAAGACCUCUGUACUAUUAGUCCGUUGACGCUCAUGCCCUGUCAAGUUCGAUAUCCUGAUAUAUGUAGGCUCAGCGGUAACGCUGCUGGGAACAUUGUCAUAUUCUGGAACGUUCCUGAGAGUAUUGAGCUUUGGUCUGCUGAGAUUUCCGUUGAGAAAGGGCAGGGACUCGCGGAGGUUUGGGGGAAGGUUGAAUGGUCAGGUCAUGUCUUGAAACUUGAGCCUCUCUCUUACGUUGAGUAGUACAUCAAGUCUGGUUUCUUGGAAAAGGAGAGCAAGUAAGUCUUAUCUCACUUUGCUUCCAAUGUGUUAUCGGUUUCUGAUCCUAGACUUCUGAUUUUAUUUGUCUAAACCUGAUCAUUGACCGCGUUGAGAUCUAAUUGUGUUUGGCCAAUAAACUACAACAAAGCGCAUCCAUAAAUUCAAUUAUAAGAUGGUAAACCUCACUGGAUUUUGUGAUCGUAGCGAUUAAAAAAAAAAAUCGUUUUGGAGGCCAAGGGAACUGUAGAUGAACCAGUACUAUAGUGGACUAGUGGUUAAAGGUUUCGCUUACUUUAACAUUAGUUUUAGACGAUCAUGAAAUACCAGAUGAUUGCUGCUGUUAUUUUUAAUUUGGUCUACUAGUUUCUGUGAAUAUUAAUGUGACAGUGCCUUUUAGCAAUGUCCACCUCCAGAAUCUCGAGGCAGCUAAUGUUGAAAGGAAAGGAGAUUUUCAUUCGAAGUAGUGAACACACAUUCGAGCUUAAAACAGUUUAUUCCUUAGAGAGUUGCAGGAGAGUAAGGAAGUGUUGCAUCAUUUUUUUUUUCAAAUGCUCAUUGGUGAUGGACCAUGCUCUGGUUUGACAAUUGAACAGACUUUUACCCUCUUCUCACCUAAGAGACAGUGACUGCAAUGUGAAUUUCAUUGCACAUUAACAAACUUGAAAAGGCCUAAUAGUGCUAGGCCUAGUUCGGCCCAUAAUUAUUUUGGUAUAACCUAGCCUUUAUUCAGGGCUUGUUAGUUAAGUAUAUACUAGAUUUUGACCCGCGCUUUUGAAGCGCGGGAUAUUUUACGAUGAAAAAUUUCACUAAUAAUUUAACAAAUAUUUUGGUAAUUUUUUUAAGAGUGUGUAUUUAAAAUAUUUUUUCAUUUAAAUCAGUAUUUUUAAAUUCAACC
Raphanus sativus (radish) is the source of this 1677-nucleotide messenger RNA. RefSeq lists its product as uncharacterized. The transcript has 2 exons. NCBI's taxonomy places the organism in Eukaryota, Viridiplantae, Streptophyta, Magnoliopsida, Brassicales, Brassicaceae. The record is from RefSeq and is a predicted model, not a curated record. Bases 429 to 764 code for a protein of 111 amino acids.